Messenger RNA from Xenopus laevis (African clawed frog), 2665 nucleotides. RefSeq names its product matrix metallopeptidase 25 L homeolog (gene mmp25.L). The transcript is spliced from 10 exons. NCBI's taxonomy places the organism in Eukaryota, Metazoa, Chordata, Amphibia, Anura, Pipidae. Bases 387 to 2042 code for a protein of 551 amino acids. The record is from RefSeq and is a predicted model, not a curated record.
GCAUAGAGUGCAGCAGUAGCAGCAGCAGGAGAGGAGGGAGAUGUAAAGAUGCUCAGGGGCAGAUCAGACGGGGUGGGCGCUGAAUUGUCGCACAGGGGCAGUUGCUAAGGGACCAGAGUGAGGGCAAGCACAGGGUACCCCAAUAAGGGCUGUGAGAGGAGGGCGCAGGCAGUAUACAUGGGUUUAAGAGAAGGGAGAUAAGAGCGCUGAGAGUUGGCUGAAAGUGCAAGAAAGGAGAGUCGCAUAUUAACAGGAGACGAGCUGAGGACACAGAAUCCUAGAGCGCUGAUAUUCGGAAAGUAGUGGCGGAGAGAGGCGCAAGUUACGCAAGAGAAGACCAAGGAGGUGCUGCGCGGAAAUUGAGGUGCAGAGCGCGGGAGAGGCGCAUGGGAAGGUCCGACAUGUUAGUGCUGUGGCUGCUGUGGGGGAGUCUGGUCCUGACUGGAGGGAACCCGAGCGCAAAAGACGUCAGCAAAGGACUGGAUUGGCUGACAAGAUAUGGCUACCUUCCUCCUCCAGACCCUUUUUCAGCUCAGCAGCAAACACUGGAGGGGCUUCGCGAGGCAGUCAAGGCUAUGCAAAGAGUAGCAGGCUUGCCGGAAACCGGGGAACUGGAUGAUGCGACUGUGCUCAUGAUGAAAAAGCCACGAUGUUCACUUCCCGAUAUCAUUAUGAGGCCCGAGCGCCGCUCUCGUCGCACUAAGAGAUAUGUUCUGAGCGGCUCUGUGUGGGAUAAAAAGUUGCUGAGUUGGAGGUUGGAAAACUCCCCCAGUACCCUGUCGCAUGAUGUCACCCGCACCCUGAUAAACACUGCUCUUGCAGUCUGGAGCCAAGAGACGCAACUGAAAUUUAGUGAAACGCAAGAGAAGUCCGACAUACGUGUAGAAUUUGUUGCUGGGUCCCAUGGAGAUGGCUAUCCCUUUGAUGGUCAAGGAGGAACUCUAGGUCAUGCUUUCUUCCCUGGUGUGGGGGAUAGGUCUGGAGACACUCAUAUGGAUGCGGAUGAAUCUUGGUCAUAUAAUACCGAGGACGGUACUGACCUCUUCGCAGUGGCAGUUCAUGAAUUCGGACACUCUCUAGGGCUGUAUCACUCUUCCAGUGAAAACUCCAUCAUGAAGCCGUACUAUCAGGGGACUGUAGGGGACCCAACCAAAUACCGACUGCCCCCUGAUGACGUGGAGGGGAUACAAAUUCUUUAUGGUCGUCCAGAAUUUGGGAACAGACCUCCUGCUGUUACACCAACCAGGCGCGUCCUCCCGCCACGUGGGCCCACUCCAGGAUCCCGUCUCCCAUUCCCAGAUCGCUGCUCAACCAACUUCGAUGCCAUUGCCAACAUCCGAGGAGAAGCGUUCUUCUUUAAGAACAGGUAUUUCUGGAGAGUGCAGUCCUCAAGGCAGUUGGUCUCACUCAACCCUGCUCACCUCAACCGUUUUUGGCUGGGACUCCCUCCUGACCUGCCCAAAUUGGACGCCGUGUAUGAGAGAAACAAUGACAGCAAGAUUGUGUUUAUUGCGGGAAACUCGUUCUGGGUUUUCAAGGACACUUUGGUGGAACCAGGAUACCCUCGUCCUUUGUCCGACUUCGGACUGAAUACAGACGGAGUGGAUGCAGCUUUUGUUUGGAAGCACAACCUCAAGACCUACUUCUUUCGUAAAAAUCUGUUCUGGAGGUUUGAUGACAAUAGAGGACAGAUGGACUCUGGGUACCCAAAAGACAGCAGAUUAUGGGAAGGCGUGCCAUCUGAUAUCGAUGACAUAAUAAGCUGGGAAAACGGUGACACUUAUUUCUUCAAGGGAAAGCAGUACUGGAAAUUCCAAGGAGGCAACGUGGAGGCAGAGCCGGGAUACCCCCAGAGCACCGCACUGAACUGGAUGUACUGUCCUAUGGAAAGCCCCGCCAUUCCUACGGAUGACCCAGAAGGCAGGGGUCAGAGAGACUGCAGCUGCAUUUGCAUCGAUGGAAGGAAUUCGGCGACAAGGUCUGGCCUCCUUUGGCCGGCGUGGUUGACUUUUGUCUUUCAUUUGCUGCUUCUUCUGCGCUAACGCUAGACAACUGCUCAGACAUAAUCUACAGCCUAGCCCUGAGUCUUUUGUUUAAAGAGCAGCCUCACAUGGGAACUCGCGCAGCAUGGAAGACAUUAAAAUAUCGACCAACCGCAGACUCAGAGGGGACUCUGUACCAAGCCCACGGCAGUGACUAAUACAACCUCCGGGUUUUGCCCAUUCUUUUAUUGACAGAAAGGAUUCUCUCGCUGUACAGAUUACAAAAAAAAAAAAAAAGAUUUUAAACACAUAACAUAAGUCUCACUUUUUAAAUUCACUUAUUACGAAAUUGCUGAUGCAGAACGAAAGACGGGAGCUGGGUUGGGCAGACGUAACCUAGACGGCGGGGGAGGGGGGGGGAUAUACGGAGUCUAUAGACGGCAUCUCCCAGUAGAGGGCUGGGUGGCGUCACCCGCAAGGGAGGACACAACCCGAGUGAGGUGGGUGCAAGUUCACAUUUCAUAUUCCGUGUUUAAGAUAGUCGGGACAACGUGGGCAAGAGAGCCAAUCCUGGGGUGAAUGUAGCCGUCCCAAUGUAGUGCAGUCAGACACAGUAUGGAUGCAGGGGAGUCACAGGCCCCCUGUAUCAGUCACAGUUUCAGCUGCCUCAGACCCCCCCCCCC